This is a messenger RNA of Cavenderia fasciculata, 4236 nucleotides long. Its product is annotated as protein kinase. The transcript has 3 exons. The coding region runs from base 1 to 4236 and encodes 1411 amino acids. NCBI's taxonomy places the organism in Eukaryota, Evosea, Eumycetozoa, Acytosteliales, Cavenderiaceae. The record is from RefSeq and is a predicted model, not a curated record. Gene Ontology annotation, molecular function: MAP kinase kinase kinase activity; magnesium ion binding; ATP binding. Gene Ontology annotation, biological process: protein phosphorylation; JNK cascade; positive regulation of canonical NF-kappaB signal transduction.
AUGAUUAUAUCAAAUAAUCAACAGGUCUCUUCUGAGAUUAGUAGUAAUAGUAGUAGUAAUACAACUAAUUCACCAACGACUAGUAGUAUACUACCUCUCACAACAAUCACAUCUCCAUCAUCAUUGGAAUCAAUCGCAACCACCACCACUACCUCUACCGACCCAUCAUACAAUAGUACAAAUAGUAUGAAUAUACAUACAAGCAUAUCUCCACCCAUCAAUAUUAUUAGCGAUCAAUCAACGACGACGAUGAUGAUGAUGCAGUUGACACCGGACCAAUUGCAGCAAGCGACAUUGGAGCAGAUACUGUCAUCGACACCAUCAUCGUCUAGUUUUAAAUUGGGUGUACAUAGACAUAGAUACAAUGGAAGUAACAAUAGUAACGGCAGUCACAGUAGUAGUAGCACCACCGCGACGACCGCACCGGGUGGUGGCAGCAGUCAUGGUACACCCACCACGACGACGUCGACGACACCGGCGACCACCAACAAUGGGUUUCAGCUCUUUCCACAACACAACCAUCGUAUCAGUGCCAUAAGCACCGUCAGCAACACGAGCAAGCGUAUGAGUAGCUACUCGGGUGGCGGAGGUAGCAACAUCGAGACAGACGUGGAACAACACGUAUAUAGUAUGGUAGGCUCGGAUCUCCAUGAGAAUCUUGGCGAUGACGAAAAUGACAAUCGUGACGACGACGACGACGACAACUCGGUUGGAGAGGGUGGUGACACUGCCAUUCACGACCAACCAUCUUUCAACGAGCUUACCAUCACUUGUGACACACUGACCGAAACAGAUGAGGACGAUGAUCUCGUCCAAUUCAUCCAAGACGACGAUGGCACCGAAACCGAAACAGAAUCAGAGACCGACACUGAAAUUGAACUAACCAACAAGAACAAAAACAAUAGACUCUUAAAACUAUUGAUUCAACAACAAGAAAAACAAAUACUUGAACAACAACUUCAAGAACAACAACAACAACAACAACUUCAACAAACUCAACAAAUACAACAUCUUUCAACUUUGGAGGAGGAUGAUACUGAUGGUGAUGAGGCCGAUAAAGAAGAUGGUGAUGAUGACGACGACGACACUACAAUCGAAGAUACUGAUGAUGAACUGGUUGAUGAUGUUCAACAACAGUUAUCAGUUAUUAAUCUUGCAAGAGAACGAAUCAUUAUGCAAGAUGACGAUGAUGAAAAUACUUUAAUCACUACAACACCAACUAUUUCAACAACUACUUGUACAACAUCAUCAAUGUCAACAAUGUCAAAUUCAAUAACAACAAUUGUAGAGACUGAUGAACCAAUUCAAUUGCCAACAUUAAAACAGAAUCAUUUAUUGAGACCGCCGCUACAUGGUCAAUCAUUGAACAAUUCGACAGAUGAUAUCAACGAGGAAGAGUUUUUAAUCUUUCAGAAUCAAUUCCUUUAUGAUAUGAGUCAUAAUACUAGUAGCUCGGUACAAGAGGUUACGCAGCAAACGCAGCAAUUGAUAGAAUUUAGACAAAACCAACAACAACGAAGAAUAGAACGCGAACGUUUAAUUAGAAUCGAGGAACAAGACAAGAGAAUAGAGUUGAUGCGUAUCGAACACGAAUUGCACAUGACGCGAAGAAGAGAGCAAGAGGAGCGAAAGCAUCAAGUACAACUAGCCCAUAUCCACCAGUUACAAGAGCUCCAUCACAGCGGAUCAUCCUCAUCGUCCAAACGACACAGCAAAUUGUCAUCGUCGACCAUUUUCAACUCCAAGGCGGUCAAGUCCACCCCGGUGCUCAUGCAAACAUCGUCGACACACAAAAAGACAAAGUCAUCAACACACUCUAUCCCAAGCGCACUACUCUCCAAACACGUGUCGUCACCCACCAAUAUGGUUCCAUCACCCUCUUCAUCCAAGAUAUUCGACCAACCUCCUCUUCAACAAUCACACAUGUCAUCACCCCGAGGUGGCGUCUAUGAUCUUAAAAAUGUAGCGGGAUCGGUUGAUUCAAUAUCGUCACUGUCAUCCUAUCAUUCGGCAUCAUCAUCUGUACGCAGUUCACCCUUGUUUUUGGCUAGUCCAUUGGUCAGUCCAAGAUAUGAAAAUCAAUCAUUGGCAUCUUCCACAUCUUCCAUGAUUGAUCCAACAUCCAGCAAUCAUAUGAUGAUGAUGGCUGCCUCCUCAUCAAUCGAUAGUGGUUAUCCAAUCUCCCCAACUUCAGCUGCAUCAACUACCAAGAAUCAUUUAUCCUUUUCAUCAAGUUCUAUUUCUCCUCCACCUGAUCAUCAUGAAUCAAAUAAUCAUAAUCAUAAUCAAAAUAAUAAUAAUCAUCAUAAUAAUAAUCAUCAUAAUAAUAAUAAUAGUCAUCCAAAUAGUCAUCAUCGUGGUCAUCACCAUAGUCAUAGCAAGGAUAAUAGUAGUGGAGGUGGUAAAAAGUCACAAUUUUUUACCAACCUUUUCAAUGUAAAGAAAUUAUCACAAAAUCUUAAAGAGGGUAGGGAUAGAGACAGAGACAAGGAUUCCUAUGGUAGUAAUAGUAGUCGUGGUAGCAACAACUCUAAAGACAAUGAAGAAUGCUAUGUACAGAUAUAUAGAGGCAAUGGUGAAAGUUGGCGUGCAAAGGUCAAUCGAUCAACCACUGUUCGUGAUGUGUUUGGUAUGGUUCGUGGCACAUCCAAUCAGACAGACAACGAAUACGAAUUGUAUAUUUCAAAACCUCAUGAUAAUACGCCUGCAUGUCUCUCUGACAGCGGUCAAUUUUUCCAACCACCACAAAUACAACAAUCACCUUCAGCAAUCAGUUCAUCAUUGGGUAGUAAUUCUUUGGCCAAUAGUGGUGGAAUCAAACAAACCAAUCGACAAUUACAUGAAGAUGAAAAAUUGUUAAAAGCUCAAAGAAAGUGGACUGGUCCAUCAAUCUUUAUUUUAAAAACUAUUUCAAAACCAAGAACAUCAGUUUGUUCAAAUUUUUCAGAAUCAUCAGAUCAUAAUAUAUAUUAUACACCAAAAUCAACAUUUAAUGACAAUCCUUCACCAAUACCUUCACCUUGGUCUUCACCUCUUUCACCACCAUCCAACAUGUCCUAUGUCAAUGGUGUCGGUGGUGUUGAAUCUAUUCCAUCGUUUAAUUUGGAUAGUCAUUUGCCAAUGACUACGACGACGGUCAAUUCGUCAGAGUUAUCAACUAGUCCUCCACCAGUCUCUGCAUCAACGUCAUCUGCAUUUGCCAAUGGUUAUGUUCCCACCUCUCAAUCGUUUUCUUCAGCGCUCAAUGGUGACUGGAAGGUGGGUGAAAGACCAAAAGGUAUUGUACAGUGGAUCAACCCAGAUGAACUAGAACUCAUCAAAAAGGUGGGUGCAGGAUCGUUUGCAAAGGUCUACAAAGGCAAAUACAUGGGCGAGACUGUUGCCAUCAAGGUGCUCAAAGAUAAUUCACCAGAGCAAUUGGAAAAUUUCAAAAAGGAAUACGAUAGUCUUAGUAUGGUGUCGUCUCCUCAACUCAUCCGUUUCUAUGGUGCCUGUAAAGAAAAGAAGCUAAAGAUGGUCAUGGAGUAUUGUCGUUUCGGUAGUCUCAACAAUAUAAUGAACAAGAAACGUUUCGAAUUAUCUUGGCCACUUGUAUUAAAAUGGAUGCUUCAAGCAUUCCAUGGUGUUAAUUGUUUACAUAAUACUGGACUUGUACAUAGAGAUAUUAAAUCACAUAAUCUACUUAUUAAUUCAAAUUUUGAUCUUAAAGUUGCUGAUUUGGGAUUAACCAAACCAGCAGAUAUACAAACAAAUGGAAAUCUAAAGGGAACUAUGGCAUAUUGCGCACCAGAAUUGUACUCUGGUGAACAGUACAAGCCAAGUUGUGACAUUUAUUCAAUGGGUGUUGUUUUGUGGGAGAUUGUCAAUCGAUGCAUUAUGGGCAAGUACCAACGACCCUUUAGUGAUAAUCCAGAAAUCUCUUUUGAUUUCCAAAUUAUCAUUCUCACAUCGAAGCAACGUAUUCGUCCGACAAUGCCUCCAUCAGUCCCUCCUAAACUAGAACAACUUAUUCGUUCUUGUUGGGAUCAGGAUGCUUCCAAGAGACCCGAUGGAAAUCAGGUCAUUGAAGUAUUGGAAAAACUUUGUUCCGAAUAUAUGGCAAACAAACAAGAAUGGGAUGAAAUCAUUCCUCAACAUCAACAAGCGAUAUCAACUGCCACUACCACCAUCACCACCACAGCUCCAACAACAACAACUACCAACAUUCCUGAUCAUAUUGAAAUCAUUCCAAACUAA